Sander lucioperca (pikeperch) is the source of this 1115-nucleotide messenger RNA. RefSeq names its product coiled-coil domain containing 167 (gene ccdc167). The transcript is spliced from 4 exons. The record is from RefSeq and is a predicted model, not a curated record. Lineage: Eukaryota; Metazoa; Chordata; Actinopteri; Perciformes; Percidae. Bases 91 to 411 code for a protein of 106 amino acids.
ACCAAUGAAAAAGAACUAGGAAGAAAAACACUUCCGCUGCAUAGUCACAGUUUUCAGCCAGGCUGUCAGAUGUAACGUUAGGGUUACAAUAUGGCUAAAUUGAAAGACAAAAGACGAGAGAAAACCAGUGUCGCCAAUGAGAUUGACCGUUUAGAGGAGCGGCGGGCGCGUUGUCAAGACAACCUGGAGAGGGCUGAGUUCAGGACCAGAAAAGAGCAGCUCUGUGACAAGGACAGGCAGGACCUGGAAGAUGAAAUGACCAUCAUUAAUCAGAGGGUGCUAAAGUUGGACAAGGAGCUGGAGAUGUUAAGAAGAGAGAAUCGGAAGAACAUGCUGCUAUCAGUCUCUCUGCUGGUUAUCAGUGCUCUCUUCUACUAUGUAUUUGUUUUCAAUGAAGAGGACUCAUCAUGAAAAGGCUGAAGAGCUGUGCUGAUGAAAUACUUCAGUUCUGCCUCUAGAUGGCAUCAUUGUGUAGAUCUCUUCUGGUCACCAUACUGGGUUUAUCCUGCACAGUCAGAACCCCACCACAGCUUCUUGGACUAAAGUAACAUAUAUGAGAUAAUAUUAAGGUGACGUGAGCAAUCAUUUUUGUCUUUUCAGCUUGUAUACAGUCAGUUUUUAUUUUCAUUGCUGUAUAAAGACCUUAGUGUAUAUUAUGACAUUCAACAUGAAGACAGGAUUACAACACGGACAAUUUGUCCUCUAAAUAACCAAUUCAAUAUUAAGUUUGCCUUAUGCCACAAAUAAACCAAAGUAAUAAUGCUUUUAUACACUAUAUCGAAGAAAUGCUUCAUCAAAUGGUGCCAAUCAAGUCAGCUUUUUUCUUUUUAGUCACAUGUAAAUGUGUGAUAAUGCACAAUACACAUGUCACAUGUGCAUUAAAUGAAUGAAAAUCUUUGAUACAUUCUGUUUAAGUGUGAGUUGUACAGUAUGUUUUGUCGUUACAGCAAAUGGAGAACCUGAAGAAUGUAUUCUUUGUUUUUAUACUCAUGGUGGCCAUACACCCAUCUCCUAAAAGCUGAAAGAUGGCAAAUGUCUUAUUUUUAAUACACAUAUGAAAAUGAGGGUAUGAGAAUUAGGUUUGGUCCUUAUAACUCAUCUGUUUUUUAUCUUUU